UGGAAAAAAACGAACUCGAAGUUAUUCGCGCAGUGUCCAAUCGAAAAAGCGGAGUUCGACUUGGAUUUAUUGAUUUCUACACCGCCUCAUAUUAUUCAGAACGCAUAAGCAAAAAUAAUCUUCACAUAGCUCGUAUCAUUCCACGAGACCGCGCAUACGGCGUGUUGUUAGGAAAGGACUGGUCUCCGCAAGUAGUCGAAUGUCUCCGACGUCUUUCCGAAGACAAUCGUCACGUGAUACACGAAGUGAUUCCGAAGUAUAUCCGAAUGUCUGAGGUAUGCUAUUAAGUUAAUUUGGACAGUUUAUGUGCAAUGGCCGUAACUGAAUAUCUAGGGAGAACAGUUUAGAACUGAUAGAGUUAUCCCGUAUAAAUUAUAUAAAGAUAUUUAGUUGGGUUUCCUCCUGUAGUAACACUGGAUCAAUAACUUUUUUCUGUGUUGGUGUUGUGUCAGGCCCGUAGCUGAGGGGGGGGGGGGCUGGGGGCGCCCCAGUGCCCACCCCCCCAUUCCGAAAUUUGGUAUGCAAAAUUGAGAUAAAGGACCUGGAAACCAAUUGUAAUCGACAAAUUUUGUGGUACAUUUUGUGAUGUUUCGAAAAAUUGUGUUAGAUUUCGGAAAAAUUUGGUGUGUCUGGAAAAAAUUGUUGUCCGGAAAAAAUUUUUGACCCCUAAAAUGGUACACUGACCGAAAUUUUUUUGGCGACGGGGGGGGAGGUCGCCAAAAUAAAUUCCGGAAAAAAUUUUUUCUCAUCUCAAACCGUCUGUUACAUUCUUUCUGCAGUGCCCCCCAUAGAAAUAAGGUGCCCCCCCCAGAAAUUGAGAGCCAGCUACGGGCUUGUGUUGUGUACUCAGGUGAAUAUGUUUGUGAUGUUUCUCUGAGUUUAUAUCCACACCGGGCGAGUUUGAAAAAUAUGCCCGGCCACGGUGGGAAUCGAACCUACGACCUUUGGAAUACUAGCCCAAUGCUCUGCCAACUGAGCAAUAAGAUAUGAUCCUUACUGGACCUCUGAGAAGAGCAGUAUAGAACUGAUAGAGUUAUCCAGUAUAAAUAAAGUUAGUUUAGUUUAGUUUUCCUCCUGUAGUGAUACUGAAUCAAUAAGGAGCACUGGACCACUAGGGAGAACAGUUUAGAACUGAUGAACUAUCCAGUAUAAAAUACAAAGUUUAGUUUAAGUUUCCUCCUGUAGUAACACUGGAUCAAUAAGAGAUGACGUUUACUGGACCUCAAGGGAGAACAGUGUUAGAACUGAUAGAGUAUCCAGUAUAAAAUACAAAGUUUAGUUUAGGUUUCCUCCUGUACAAACUGUAGACUAAAUAAGGUAUGAUCCUUACUGGACCUGUAGGAAGAAUAGUUCAGAACUGAUAUCAAAUAUACAUUCAUUUUCUCAUCAGCAUAAGACCGGCUUGAUGGAAUACUUCUCUGGCAGUGCAUUCGGUUACACUAUCUAUGGUUUGUCUGGUCUCCUGUGUCUACUCAUUGUGCUCGGGUUGUGUUUUCAUCGUGGCUACUUUGAGUGGAAAGAGAAAGAAUAG
Paramuricea clavata is the source of this 1531-nucleotide messenger RNA. The record is from the annotation of a GenBank genome assembly. Lineage: Eukaryota; Metazoa; Cnidaria; Anthozoa; Malacalcyonacea; Plexauridae.